This is a messenger RNA of Ziziphus jujuba (common jujube), 2741 nucleotides long. RefSeq names its product pentatricopeptide repeat-containing protein At2g36980, mitochondrial. The record is from RefSeq and is a predicted model, not a curated record. Gene Ontology annotation, molecular function: protein binding; RNA binding. Gene Ontology annotation, biological process: RNA modification. The coding region runs from base 286 to 2187 and encodes 633 amino acids. Lineage: Eukaryota; Viridiplantae; Streptophyta; Magnoliopsida; Rosales; Rhamnaceae. The transcript has a single exon.
UAUUUAUUUUUUAAAGCAUAGACAUUCAAACAACUUACCCAGGACUACCAAUAAAUCUUUUUAACCAAGACUAUUUUCUUUGAUUGUCUUAAUGAAAGAAAUUCUCCUUACAUUUUCUUAAAAUGUAAAACAAAAUAAGACCAAAAAACCAACACAUUCUCUCAUGAGGUCCCCAUCAUUUCGGUGCAUUCGGUGAAACCCCACUUCUUUAACAAGGAUCUGCAUGUUGAAAGAUGCGACACAUUACGUUAAAGGGUUUCUUUGGAAUAUUGAAAGAGAAAUGACAUGAACUCAGAAUUGUUCCAAACCACGUCUAAGAUAGUAGCUCUUGCAAGAUCAGGUUGGAUCACUUCAGCUCGCAAACUGUUCGAUGGAAUGUCCCACAGAGACUCAGUUGCUUGGAACGCAAUGCUUGCUAGUUAUUCCCAAGUGGGUCUUCACCAAGAAGCUCUCUCUCUUUUCUACCGCAUGAGAAUUUCCAACAUCUUACCUGAUCACUUCACAUUCACUGCAACUUUGAGUGCUUGUGCUGGUGCCUGUGAGCUUACAAGUGGAACUAAAGUUCAUGCUUUGGUAAUAGUUUUAGGUUACCAAUCUUCUUUGCCAAUCAAUAAUGCGCUAGUCAAUAUGUAUGGAAAGUGUUUGAAUCCUUUUAGCGCAAGAAGAGUGUUUGAAGAGAUAAAUGUCAGGAAUGAUGCAACUUGGUGUUCACUCUUAUUUGCACAUACAAAGUCUAAUCAGUUUGAUGUUGCACAUGAAGUGUUUUCUAGGAUGCCUAGGAAAGUAGAGAUAGCUUGGAAUAUAAUGAUUGCAGGUCAUGCACGGCGUGGGGAAUUUGAAUCAUGUCUUUCUUUGUUAAAACAGAUGAGAGAAAGUUUGUGCUUGCCAGAUCAGUGGACCUUGAGUGCUAUCGUGAAUGCUUGUGCUGAAUCAUUGGAAAUUUGUUAUGGAUGCAUGGUACAUGCUUUUAUCAUUAAAGGCGGUUGGAGUUCAGCGGUGGAGGUAAUGAACUCACUUUUGAGCUUUUAUGCUGAACUAGGAGGCCAUGCUGAUGUGGUGAAGGCUUUAGAGUCCAUUGAAACAUUGAGCCAGGUGUCUUGGAAUGCCAUCAUUGAUGCCAAUAUGAAAUUGGGAAAUGCCCAUGAAGCAUUCCUUGCAUUUCAACAAGCUCCUUACAAGAAUAUUGUCUCAUGGACAUCUAUGAUCUCAGGAUGUGCAAGAAAUGGUCUUGGGGAACAAGCUGUUAGCUUGUUUGUCGAUAUGAUGGAACAUGGUAUCCAACCGGAUGACUUUGCAUUUGGAGCUGUUCUUCAUGCAUGCUCAAGUUUGGCAGUACUAGGACAUGGUAAAAUGGUCCAUGGCUGCAUAGUUUGCUAUGGCUUCCAUGCCUACGUAUAUGUAGGCAAUGGCUUAGUAAACAUGUAUGCUAAAUGUGGGGAUUUACAAGCUUCCACUCAUGCAUUCAAUGAUAUUCUUGACAAAGAUCUGAUUUCUUGGAAUGCCAUGUUGUUUGGAUUUGGUUUGCAUGGACAGGCUACUCAAGCUCUAAAGCUUUAUGAAGAAAUGAUGGCAAGCAGAAUAAAGCCAGAUAAAGUUACCUUUAUUGGCCUAUUGAUGACUUGCAGCCAUUCAGGACUCAUUGAGGAAAGUCGUGAGUUAUACGAAACUAUGGUGUCAGUGUACGGCCUUUCCCCUGAAAUGGAUCAUGCGGUAUGCAUGGUAGAUAUGCUCGGACGAGGUGGUUACUUAUCUGAAGCAAAAGAGUUGGCUAAUAAGUAUUUUGAAACAGGGACUGCUGGAAUUAGCGCAUGUGAGGCUCUGCUUGGAGCAUGUUCUGCUCAUUUGGAUGUUGGAUUAGGAAUAUACUUGGGAAAAAGCAUAAAUAGCUUAGAUCCAAAUAAAGAGAUAAGCUAUGUGUUGCUGUCGAAUCUGUAUUGUGCAAAUGGGCGGUGGAAGGAAGCAGAAAUGGCAAGGAAGAAAAUGAUUGAUCAAGGAGUCAAGAAAAUGCCCGGUUGUAGCUGGAUUGAAGUGAACAACAAGGUAGCAGCUUUUGUAGCUGGAAACCAUUCUCAUCCAUUUAUGGAGGAAUCAUGUAGAAUAUUAUAUUUUCUUGAAUCUGAAAUGAAGAAUCCAUGCUUUGUUGGUUUGGAAUUAUAUGAGAUGUGUCUGUGUAUCAAACACAGUUGAUGCAGGCUUGGCAUCCGCAUUCAAUUGACUGAGUGACUAGGUUAAAAUAUCAGGUUUCAAUAAAAGCGAAAAUGAGAUGAAAAGCACAAGUUUGCAUAGCACCCUAUCACCAUCCAUGGUGGAUGGAUUUCUCUUCUUCACAAGAGUACUAGCUGCAACAGAGCAUUUUUUCAGAAAUUUGUUCAAGUAUGAGUUUUUUCUUUAUAACACAGUGAUUCAAAUGCUGCAUGGUAUCAACCUGAGAGUGCUGGGGCAGAUCAACUUUAUAUCUUAUACUGAUUUUGAAUGGAGAAAAAAAUGCACAUCCGUUUGUGAUGCAGAGCAGAGGAUCAAACUGAACUAUUUCAUUGGGCCAAAGUAGUCCAAUUCUUGAUUAUCCUGUAUCACAAACGGGCACAAUAAAAUAUUUUUAGGUUAAUUGCACAUUAAUACCUUGAAAUUCUAAGACCGAGUGAAUUGAACUCUGAAUUUUGAAAUUGUGCGAAUUGAACUUUAAAAUUUAUAAUUUGUUGCAAAUCAAUCCAAUUAGCUAACAAGCUUAUUUUGUUGUUGGA